This is a messenger RNA of Engraulis encrasicolus (European anchovy), 1659 nucleotides long. Its product is annotated as zinc finger protein OZF-like. Lineage: Eukaryota; Metazoa; Chordata; Actinopteri; Clupeiformes; Engraulidae. Bases 183 to 1430 code for a protein of 415 amino acids. The transcript is spliced from 2 exons. The record is from RefSeq and is a predicted model, not a curated record. Gene Ontology annotation, cellular component: nucleoplasm. Gene Ontology annotation, biological process: regulation of transcription by RNA polymerase II. Gene Ontology annotation, molecular function: DNA-binding transcription repressor activity, RNA polymerase II-specific; RNA polymerase II cis-regulatory region sequence-specific DNA binding.
UUCAGAAGACUUGUCUAAAAAAGAGCAAUAGUUACCACCAGGUCAGAACUGUUGAAAUCUUUGCUAAAAAGAGGAAUCUUUACCAACAAGACUUGGCUAAAAGAAGAAGAAUCAUCUAGAAGAUCCGAACAGUAUUUCUGCUGGCUACAACUCUGAUCCAUUGACUACCAGGCCCUGAAUGAAUGAGUAUCUUCAGACAUUCAGCACAACUUGCGAUGAACAUGAAUGGCAUUAAGGAAGAGGACAUUUAUGACUUUCUACCAGAACAUGUAUUGACAGACCCGAAAGAUGGUGUUGUUUUGAAAACAAUUUGCAAAGAAGAACCAUGUUUGUCACAUGAAAUUGAAGAGGGGGAGAUUUCCCAUGUCACACAAUGUAGUGGUGGUGAGAGCACUUCUACAGUUACGCCAUCACAACAGGCAAUAUCUCUGAAGAGGAUUAAAGAGGAAGACAUGUAUGAUUUCCUCCCAGAGUAUUUGUACAGUAGGAAGGAGGAAGAGAGUGAAACUGACACAUUGUGUGUGAAAGAUGAAGCCAUUGACAUGAAAAGGGAAAAUAAUACUUCUCUAAUGGAAUACAACGGAGACAUGGCUGCAAUAGAUGAACACCAGACCGCUCAUACUAGCACAGAGAGGACCCAUGUGCCAGAAGAUCCAUUCAAAUGUGCUACAUGUGGGAAAGGAUUUGCACAGAAGAAGGCUCUCAACAUGCAUCAGCGAACCCAUACUGGAGAAAUGGCAUAUCAGUGUGACACAUGUGGAGCAUCCUUUUCACAAUAUGCCACUUUAACUGAUCACCAGAGAAUCCACACAGGAGAAUGGCCUCAUCAGUGCAGUGCAUGUGGAAAAGGCUUUGCACAUAAAAGUGCCCUCAUCUCCCAUCAGAGAACUCAUAACCAGCAGAUAAUUAUGACUGGAGAAAGGACUUACCAGUGUGCCACAUGUGGGAAAGGCUUUGCACGGAAAAGUUACCUUAUCGUCCAUCAGACAAUCCAUAGUGGAGAAAAACCAUACCAAUGUUCAACAUGUGGCACGUCCUUUUCACGAAGCACCUAUUUAGCUACUCACCAGAGAAUCCACACUGGAAAAAGGCCUCAUCAGUGUGCUACAUGUGGAAAGGGCUUUGCAGAAAAAAAUCAUUUGAUUAACCAUCAGAGAACGCAUACUGGGGAAAGACCUUAUCAGUGUGCCUCAUGUGGAAAAGGCUUUAAAAUGAAAAGUACCCUCACCAGCCAUGAGCGAACCCAUACCGGAGAAAGGCCUUACUCGUGUGCUACGUGUGGAAAAGGCUUUGCAAUGAGAAGUACACUCGUCAGCCAUCAGAGAAUCCAUUCUGGAGAAAGGCCUUAUCAUUGUGCAACAUGUGGGAAAGACUUUGCACAGAACAGUGCCCUCAGGAAGCAUCAGAAAAUUCACAUUGACGACAACUAACACUGGUGGUGCACAAGACCUGUGCAAGACCUUUGAAGAAAAGUGACAGAACAUCUGCAUGUUUAGACUUGGAAAAGAGAACCGCAUUAAAGGUGCUCUACGUACCAUCUGCACGUUGAGACCUGAAUUAUAUGUGCACUAUGUAAUAUAUACAAUACUCAACUACCGUAAUAAGUUAAAUAACCAAGUAUCUCCACAAACAUACAAAAUACAAACUUUGUUCACAGUU